Molecule: messenger RNA, 5274 nt
Organism: Xiphias gladius (swordfish)
Lineage: Eukaryota; Metazoa; Chordata; Actinopteri; Istiophoriformes; Xiphiidae
Gene: pwwp2a
Product: PWWP domain containing 2A
Exons: 2
Coding region: 68-2935 (955 amino acids)
Cellular component (GO): nucleus
Molecular function (GO): histone binding; chromatin binding
Source: RefSeq, a predicted model, not a curated record
UCCUGCGCAGCUGGCAACAUUGUGGGAGGGCGGGGCGAGUCGCUGCUCGGGAGCAUAGCGGAAGAAAAUGGCGGCCGUGGCUGCAGAGCCAGGAGCUGCGGCGGUUCCGACAACAACAUCAACCGCGGCGACGGACGACGAGGGCCCGCCAGAACCAGGCCCGGGCGGUCCGGAACUCCCAGGAGCCCCGCUGGAGUCCAACGGGUCCUUUGAGUCCGGCCCGGUUGUGGAGCUGGUCGUCCCCCGGCUGGAGGAUGGUGGGGACGGGGAGGAGCGCCGCCAUGUCAGGCCAGAGCCGGAGCCCGCGGCGGGAAAAGCUCUCUGUGAAAACGUCGUAACCGACGAACUAAUCAACAACUUCCCGGUGGACCGGAUCAGUAUGGACCGGUUCUCCCCCGGACUACCGGGAGAUCCAGAGGGCGGCGGGAACGUGUCGGUGCAAGCAGCGUACCGCAGCAUCCUGCCAGACCCACAGCCCUCCGCCGUCUUCCUGCACUCCUUCCCGGCUCCGCCGCCCGUCACCGAGGCCGGCCUCUCUCUGGUCGAACCGGCGGAACCGACCACCAACGUGACGACGGACCGGGCCGAGACAGCGGGCCGAGAACGGGGAUACACAGUUGUGGUCCAACCGGAGUUGAGGCCCGGGCCCGCGGAGGACGCCAUGUUGGACGGUAAGGCGGACCGGCUGUCGGUCCCAGUCAGUCUGGACAGCCUGGACCCGGAGAUCGGGUACGGUAAAAACUCAGCGGGGACCGAGGAGCCGGCGGGCCCCGGCCUGCGGGACUUGUCCCCAUCCUGUCGGUCCCCGAAAAGGCGGCUGAUGACGGACACCGUGAAACAGGAGGACUCCUCCCGGCCCGAACCCGGACCUGGAACCGGUGUCGAUGCUCCCUCGCUCGCCUCCUUUCAGGAUCUGAGUCCCGGGUCCGAGGUCCUGGUCUCCCUGGACCACGUCAUCGAUGACGCGCUUGUGGUGUCCUUCCGGCUGGGGGAGAAGGUUUUCUCCGGGGUGCUAAUGGACGUUUCCAAAAGGUUUGGACCGUACGGUAUUCCCAUCACGGUGUUUCCAAGACGGGAUGAUCGGAGUCGACCUCAGAUGUCUCUACAGUCAGAGCCUGUUACCAUUGACGACCCGUCCACCAAACAGGAGGAAGUCACCGUCAGCCCCCCGCCCCCUCAACCUUGGACCUCCAAACCGCCACCGCUGUUCCAGGAGGGGGCACCGUACCCCCCUCCUCUGUUCAUCAGGGACACCUACAACCAGGCCUUACCUCAGCCACCGCCACGCAAGAUCAAACGGCCAAAGCGGCGCUAUCGCUGCGAGGAGCCAACCUCCAUCAUGAACGCCAUCAAGCUCCGUCCCCGCCAGGUGCUCUGUGACAAGUGCAAAGGUGUGGUGGCAUCAGGUGGUCACAGGGAGGCACGGCGGGGCCCGGUGGAUCUGAGGGGCGAGGAGGCGUCUCGGCGGCGGAGGCCGGCUGAGGCACCGAUCUCCUCUGAGGUCAAACGGCUGAGGAGCGACGACAAGGGAGGACGAACUGCCGCCGACAGACGGUCGUCAUCAGGGAUCUGUGUGUCAUCUUCAUCAUCAUCUUCCUCUCGCCGUGUCCUGAGGGGCGUGGCUUCAUCUUCAUCCUCGUCAUCAUCCUCGUCCAGCCGCAUGCGUCUGAAGCUGAACUCUAAGAAGGGUCUGGCCAAAAGUUCUGCUGGCGAUCACUCCAAAGCGCGUCAGGUUCUCAAGAAGCUGGCAAGGAGCUCGCAGCCACCGCCGCAUCGUCGGCCCAAAGACCACAACCAGAGCCAGAACCAGAGUCAGAUCCAGAGCCAGGAUCGCACCAAGGCUGUAACCCGAGCUGCUGCCCUGCAGAACCACAGCCAGAAGGUCCACUUCACACGCCGCCUGCAGCACCUCACUGGCGCGACCGUCAGCUCGAGCUCCCACACGGCGCUGCCACCCAGAAUGCGCCUCAAACCCCAAAGGUAUCGUACUGACGACAGCCAGGCAUCCUCCUCCUCCCCCCUGCCCAAACAGAGCGCUCGCUCAUCACCCCCCAAACCUGCUUUAAGCCCCGUCACCACAUCGGACCCGCUUCAGCCCUCAGCCCCACCACCUCCCGUAACCACAGCGUCUCCCCCAGUAGCCUCUCCCUCCUCUUGUGCAAUCAGUGUUGUCGUGGAAAUGCAGGAGGUCCACCCUGUGGUGGAGGAGGGGACAGAUCAGGGAGGGGGAGGAGGUGAGGGGCAGGUAGUGGAGCCUCCUACCUCGUCCUCCUCUUCCUCCUCCUCCCUGGAUUCGUCCCACUCAGAGUGCAGCUCCACAGAGACCUUUGACCCCCCGCCCCCCGGAGAUCUGCCCUCCUUCUCCUCUCCCCCUGCUCCCGCUCCCCCUUCCUCCUCCUCGUUAGCGCCUCGGUGCCCUCCCUCUUCCUCUCCUGUCACCCCUCCCUCCAGAGCCGACAGUGAGGAGAGACAGGCUGGCGGUGAGGAGGAGGAGGAGGACGGAGUUGAACUGAAGAGGCGCCGCAAGUCUUCCACAUCCUCCUCCUCCUCCUCGUCUUCGUCGUCUUCCUCUGUCUUCUCCAAAUCGGUGUCCAAGUGUUCGCUCCCUGACGGUCGGACAGUAUGCGUCGGCGACAUUGUCUGGGCGAAGAUCUAUGGUUUCCCCUGGUGGCCGGCUCGGGUGCUCGGCAUCACGGUGGCACGGCGUGGUGACACGGGGCUGGCAGUGCGACAGGAGGCGAGAGUCUCCUGGUUUGGCUCCCCCACCACCUCCUUCCUGCCACUGGCCCAGCUGUCGCCCUUCCUGGAGACCUUCCAAUCUCGCUUCGACAGGAAGAGGAAGGGCCCAUACCGCCGUGCAAUCGCCGAGGCCGCCAGCGCCGCCAAACAACUAACGCCUGAAGUCCGAGCGCUGCUCACGCAGUUCGAGACGUAGCAUCCGCUACUGUUAGCAACCUCCCCCCACUCCCCUCCCAUAUCACUGCCCUGUCCCCUCUAUAUAGUGGAGGGGGCUUGUCCCCGCCCCCUCUCAGACAGAAUCCUGUUUUUUUGAGACUGACGCAGACAGAUAGACGAUGUUUUUUUUUCUGCCCUUCCUGUUUGGGGGGAGGGGGUGGAGCUUCUGGGUUACCUGUCAGUGUUUGGGGGGGGGGGGCUGGCUUAUCUCUGUGGUCUCCUCCCUGUGAUCACGGAGGGCCUCAGUUCCUGCAGGUAUGAGGUGUCAGUCAGCGGCAGCGUUUCCACUUGCCACAGAGUCACAGCGUCAUCUUUGUUUGGUUUAUUAAAGAAUUACGCAUCAUCCUUGUAAACGAAAAUAACUGAUGAUGUCACAGUGAUAGUGAUGUCACAGCGAUGUCAUCAGUCUGUUAGAAAAUGGAGGUGUGAAGUAUACCAGGCAGGGAGGCUCUAAUGAAAGACACAGACCAGGUGCAAUGUGGGAAAUGUAGGAUUUCUGGGCUAAAGGUCAGGAGUUCUUCAACCGGUUUGCUGUUAAUCUGUUUCACAUGAGAAAACUAAAUCACUGGAGAACUGCAAUGACGAAUUCAGCAUGGUGACAACUACAUCACAGUGUCACACAUUUACAUCAAUAAUCAUAAAUCAGCAAAAGAGAAUCGAUGAUGUAAAAUAAACACUAAUUAAAGAUCCAAAUGGCAGAGCUAAGCUAACAGUUGCUAAGCUAGGCUUGGCUGUACUGGAAACAGAGUUGAUCGAUUUGAUUAAAUUAUUGAUGUCUGACCCUUUUUUUUCUCGUUCCCGAAUCACAGAUUUUUCUCGUCAACUACGUUUUGAUUCAAAACUCUUGUUUUCGUACAACACAUUUUUGUGUUGAAUGGUUCAGUCAGACUUUUUUGCCCCUCGUUGGUCCAGCAAUGGCAGUGUGAAACGCUGACACGCUGCUGUGCCACUUCCUGUUUAGAGUUUCCCCGGGGUUCUGCUGCAGAACGUCCAGACUGAAAACUUUUUUUUUCCUUUUUAAAGAAGCUUCGUUUCCGUUCACAAAGAUAUCAAGAUAAAAACUGUGAAACACAAAUAAUUGUUGAAACUGAGGCUGGAGGUCCCCAACAGUGUCCUGAGCUGAGUCAGAGCGGUCCGGACUGUCGCAGGUUUUUAGUUUCAACGCGUGAUCUGAAUCUUCAGACUUUAAUGUUUGAUCUGAUUGAUAUAAACCUAUUGAUAAGUGAUCAGUACAGCCGCUGUGAUGUCGCUGUGUUCUCAUAUUGGUUCAUAUACUGAACAAUCUCCCACAAUCCAACAGGAACACGGGAAAGUUGUCAUGGUAACAGUGCUCCUACGGAAAUGAUACAAACUGGACUGAAACUCAAAGAAGGCCUACAUCAGAUCAUGUCCCCUUAGUCCUGCAUCAGAUCGAGUCCUGUAGUCCUGCAUCAGAUCAUGUCCCCGUAGCAUUGCAUCACAUCAAGUUCUGUAGUCCUAGAUCGGAUCACGUCCCCGUAGUCCUGCAUAAAAUCAUGUCCCUGUAGUCCUGUAUCAGAAUGUACCAGUAGUUUUAUAUCAUAUCCGGUCCUGUAAAUCUGUAUCAGAUCCUGUCCCCGUAGUUUGGUAACAUAUCACUUCCUGUAGACCUGCAUCAGACCAUGUCCCCAUAGUCCUGUAUAGGAAGCUGAAUUUCUGACGACAAAACCAGAUUCAUUGGAGGUUUUGAUCCAUGUUUUCAGACCCGUAUCCUGAAACAUUUCUGGAAUCAUGAGUGUCGUACAGAGCUGUUCAUGUUUGAUCAAACAGACUCUCUGAUCACUUAUCAAACUUAUUGAUCAUCACAGCUUGCCUGUUACCUCCUCAGGGUGUUUUCAUUGAUUAGAAAUAAUUCUGCUGCUGCCUGACUCUGUUGAUUUAAAGACUUUUGAUUUGAAGCUCAGAGGUGUUUUAUGGAGACGACAUUGCUGAUGUCUCACCCACUCUGUGUUUUAGACCCCGAGCCUCAGUUUAUCAACAGACAGACGGACAGGUAGGACAGGCAGGACAGGUAGGACACACUGACUGUUAGACAGGACAGCCGCUCUGCCCUCUGAUGAUGAUGAUAAUGAUGAUGACGAACAUGGAUUUUCCCUCUCUGCUAUUUGUAGUUCCAGCUGUCAGACUCUAUUUACCGUCUGUUUGCAGAUCAGAGAUUCUGAACUAAAAACUGUUUGGACAAUAUAACGGAAACACAUACAAAAAUAAUUCAAAUAAAAGAUAAAAGAGAAUCCGUCUGAGAGUCGACCUGUGUACAUGUUUUUCUGAUGUUUUAAAUCUAUUAAUAAACUGUCAAACUUC